This is a messenger RNA of Perognathus longimembris pacificus (Pacific pocket mouse), 4847 nucleotides long. It is a transcript of the gene Mast1, whose product is annotated as microtubule associated serine/threonine kinase 1. Gene Ontology annotation, molecular function: protein serine/threonine kinase activity; magnesium ion binding; protein binding. NCBI's taxonomy places the organism in Eukaryota, Metazoa, Chordata, Mammalia, Rodentia, Heteromyidae. Gene Ontology annotation, biological process: peptidyl-serine phosphorylation; intracellular signal transduction. The transcript has 26 exons. Bases 51 to 4769 code for a protein of 1572 amino acids. The record is from RefSeq and is a predicted model, not a curated record.
CGCCGCCGCCGCCGCCGCAGCACCUGCCACCAUGUCGCCGCCGCCGGGUCAUGUCUGACUCUCUCUGGACCGCGCUUUCCAAUUUCUCGAUGCCCUCCUUCCCCGGCGGCAGUAUGUUCCGCCGCACCAAGAGCUGCCGCACCAGUAACCGGAAAAGCCUCAUCCUGACCAGCACUUCGCCCACGCUGCCGAGACCCCACUCCCCGCUGCCUGGCCACUUAGGUAGCAGUCCCCUGGACAGUCCCAGAAACUUCUCCCCAAAUACCCCCGCCCACUUUUCAUUUGCUUCAUCCCGAAGGGCAGACGGACGCCGCUGGUCACUGGCCUCCCUCCCCUCCUCCGGCUAUGGCACCAACACACCCAGCUCCACUGUGUCGUCCUCCUGCUCCUCCCAGGAGCGCCUGCACCAGCUCCCUUACCAGCCCACGGUGGACGAGCUGCACUUCCUGUCCAAACACUUCGGCAGCACAGAGAGCAUCACCGACGAGGAUGGUGGCCGUCGCUCCCCGGCUGUGCGGCCCAGAUCCCGGAGCCUCAGCCCCGGCCGCUCCCCAUCCUCCUAUGACAACGAGAUCGUGAUGAUGAACCAUGUGUACAAAGAGCGCUUCCCCAAGGCCACUGCACAGAUGGAGGAGAAGCUGCGGGACUUCGCCCGUGCCUAUGAACCCGACAGCGUGCUGCCGCUGGCCGACGGUGUGCUCAGCUUCAUCCACCACCAGAUCAUCGAGCUGGCCCGGGAUUGCCUGACCAAGUCCCGCGACGGCCUCAUCACCACCGUCUACUUCUAUGAGCUGCAGGAGAACCUGGAGAAGCUGCUGCAGGAUGCUUAUGAACGCUCGGAGAGCUUGGAGGUGGCCUUUGUCACACAACUGGUGAAGAAAUUACUCAUUAUCAUCUCCCGCCCGGCGAGGCUGUUGGAGUGCCUGGAAUUCAACCCGGAGGAGUUCUACCACCUUCUGGAGGCCGCUGAGGGACACGCCAAGGAGGGCCACCUGGUCAAGACCGAUAUCCCCCGCUACAUCAUCCACCAGCUGGGCCUCACCCGAGACCCAUUUCCAGAUGUGAUGCACCUGGAGGAGCAAGACAGUGGGGGCUCUAACACCCCGGAGCAGGACGACCUCUCUGAGGGCCGAAGCAGCACCUCUAAAGCCAAGAAACCCCCUGGAGAGAGCGACUUUGACACCAUCAAGCUCAUCAGCAAUGGCGCCUACGGCGCUGUCUACCUGGUGCGGCAUCGCGACACCCGGCAGCGCUUUGCCAUGAAGAAGAUCAACAAGCAGAACCUGAUCCUGCGCAACCAGAUCCAGCAGGCCUUUGUGGAGCGCGACAUCCUCACCUUCGCCGAGAACCCCUUCGUGGUGGGCAUGCUCUGCUCCUUCGAGACGCGCCGCCACCUCUGCAUGGUCAUGGAGUAUGUGGAAGGCGGUGACUGUGCCACACUCCUAAAGAACAUCGGGGCGCUACCUGUGGAAAUGGCCCGGAUGUACUUCGCAGAGACAGUGUUGGCACUUGAGUACUUGCACAAUUACGGCAUUGUCCAUCGUGAUCUCAAGCCGGACAAUCUCCUCAUCACCUCCAUGGGUCACAUAAAGCUCACAGAUUUUGGCCUUUCCAAGAUGGGGCUCAUGAGUCUCACCACCAACUUGUACGAAGGUCACAUUGAGAAGGAUGCCCGCGAGUUCCUGGAUAAACAGGUCUGUGGGACCCCAGAGUACAUCGCACCCGAAGUCAUCCUGCGCCAGGGUUACGGCAAGCCUGUCGACUGGUGGGCCAUGGGGAUCAUCCUGUACGAGUUUCUAGUAGGCUGUGUACCCUUCUUUGGGGACACCCCAGAAGAGCUCUUCGGACAAGUCAUCAGUGAUGACAUCCUGUGGCCAGAGGGAGAUGAGGCCCUGCCCACAGAUGCCCAGCUCCUGAUAUCCAGCCUCCUGCAGACCAACCCUCUAGUCCGGCUCGGGGCAGGUGGCGCCUUUGAGGUGAAACAGCACAGUUUCUUUCGGGACUUGGACUGGACAGGGCUACUGAGGCAGAAGGCGGAGUUCAUUCCCCACCUAGAAUCAGAAGAUGACACCAGCUACUUUGACACCCGCUCGGACAGGUACCACCACGUGAACUCCUACGAUGAGGAUGACACGACGGAGGAGGAGCCUGUGGAGAUCCGCCAGUUCUCCUCCUGCUCCCCACGCUUCAGCAAGGUGUAUAGCAGCAUGGAACAGCUGUCGCAGCAUGAACCCAAGACCCCCGUAGCAGCAGCCGGGGUUAGCAAGAGGGAGCCAAGCGCCAAGGGCCUAGAGGAGAAGGUGCCGGGCAAGCGGGAGGGCCUGGGCGGCCUGACCCUGCGUGAGAAGACCUGGAGAGGGGGCUCCCCGGAGAUCAAGCGCUUCUCGGCUUCGGAGGCCAGUUUCUUGGAGGGGGAGGCGAGUCCUCCACUGGGCGCUCGCCGGCGUUUCUCGGCGCUGCUGGAGCCCAGCCGCUUCAGCGCCCCCCAAGAGGACGAGGACGAGGCCCGGCUCCGCAGGCCCCCUCGGCCUAGCUCUGAUCCCCCAGGCUCGCUGGAUACCCGGACCUCCAAAGAGACAGCUCAAGGAGAAAGCGCCCCCGGCGCAGGGGACGCGGAGGCCACGGAGCAUCCACGCCCAGGCGACCUCUGCCCACCCUCGAAGGAUGGGGACGCAUCUGGCCCCAGGGCCACCAACGACCUGGUUCUGCGCCGGGCGCGGCACCAGCAGUUGUCUGGGGAUCCCACCGUAGAGAAACGGCCUUCCCGAACUGGGGGCAAAGUCAUCAAGUCGGCCUCAGCCACAGCCUUGUCCGUCAUGAUUCCGGCAGUGGAUCCGCAUGGAAGCUCACCGCUAGCUAGUCCCAUGUCCCCACGAUCCCUCUCCUCCAACCCGUCUUCACGGGACUCCUCACCCAGCCGGGACUACUCACCGGCUGUCAGUGGACUCCGCUCUCCCAUCACCAUCCAACGCUCAGGCAAGAAGUACGGCUUCACACUGCGCGCCAUCCGCGUCUAUAUGGGUGACUCCGAUGUCUACAGUGUCCACCACAUAGUUUGGCACGUGGAGGAAGGGGGCCCAGCCCAAGAGGCGGGGCUGUGUGCUGGGGACCUGAUCACCCACGUGAACGGAGAGCCUGUGCAUGGUAUGGUGCACCCUGAGGUCGUAGAGCUGAUCCUUAAGAGCGGCAACAAGGUGGCAGUAACCACAACACCCUUUGAAAAUACCUCCAUCCGCAUUGGUCCAGCGAGACGCAGCAGCUACAAGGCCAAAAUGGCCCGGAGGAACAAGCGGCCCUCAGCCAAGGAGGGCCAGGAGAGCAAGAAGCGCAGCUCGCUCUUCCGGAAGAUCACGAAGCAGUCGAACCUGCUGCACACCAGCCGCUCGCUGUCGUCGCUGAACCGCUCACUGUCGUCCAGCGACAGUCUCCCAGGCUCGCCCACCCACGGGCUGCCGGCGCGCUCGCCCACUCACAGCUACCGCUCCACACCGGAUUCGGCCUACCUAGGCGCCUCGUCCCAGAGCAGCUCGCCGGCCUCCAGCACCCCGAACUCGCCAGCGUCCUCGGCAUCGCACCACAUCCGGCCCAGCACGCUGCAUGGGCUGUCGCCGAAGCUCCACCGCCAGUACCGCUCGGCGCGCUGCAAGUCGGCCGGCAACAUCCCACUGUCGCCGCUGGCCCACACGCCGUCCCCCACGCAGGCGUCGCCGCCGCCGCUGCCCGGCCACACGGUCGGCAGCUCCCACACCACGCAGAGCUUCCCGGCCAAGCUCCACUCGUCGCCCCCCGUCGUGCGCCCGCGUCCCAAGAGCGCCGAACCCCCGCGAUCGCCGCUCCUCAAGCGCGUGCAGUCGGCCGAGAAGCUGGGCGCCUCUCUGGGCGCUGACAAGAAAGGUGCGCUGCGUAAGCACAGCCUCGAGGUGGGCCACCCGGAUUUCCGCAAGGACUUCCACGGUGAGCUGGCGCUGCACAGCCUUGCCGAGUCCGACGGCGAGACGCCGCCCAUCGAAGGUCCAGGUGCCACCCGACAGGUCGCAGUCCGCCGCCUGGGUCGCCAGGAGUCGCCCCUGAGCCUGGGUACGGACCCACUGCUGCCCGACAGCGCUCCCAGGCUGCCAGUGUCCAGCAAGGAGAAGGAAUCUUCCGGCGGCACCGACGCCUGCACCCCACCCCGGGUGACAACUCCUGGGGGCCGGACCCUGGAGCGGGACCCCAGCUGCACGCGACACCAGAGCGUGCAGACAGAGGAGGGUGCAGGUGGAGUGGCCAGGGCGGUGGCCAAGGCUGCGCUGAGCCCUGUGCAGGAACAUGAGACGGGCAGGCGCAGUAGCUCGGGCGAGGCUAGCAACCCCCCAGUGCCCAUCGUUGUCGAGCCUGCUCGGCCAGGCGUCAAGGCAGAAAUGUCCCAGGCUCUGUGCACGAACUCCAAGGUAUUACAGGAACCUGCACCCCAGGUGCCUCUGGCACCCGAGGCCCCGAGAGGCCGGGAGCGCUGGGUGCUGGAGGUGGUGGAGGAGCGGACCACACUGAGCGGGCCGCGUUCCAAGCCCACUUCCCCCAAGCUCUCCCCAGAUCCCCAGAGCCCUACCCCAGCCCCAACAAAGAAUGCACCUGGUAGCACAGGCCCCGUAGCCCCAGCCACUUCUCUCCUGGUCCCAGGCACUAAGCCUGAAGUAGGGCUCACCUCCUCCAAGUGCCCUACUGAAGCUUUGAAGCCGGCAGCCCUGACCAAAAAAGGGGCGUCAAGUCCCGCAUCCCCAGGCCCAUAGCCGAGCAGGCCGUUGGUCCUGUGUUGUACAGCCGCCUGUAUACAUAUGUACACAUAUAAAUAAAGUGCGUCUGUGCUG